ACCAAAUUAAUGAGUACGAAUAUACAAAAGAAAUAAUUUUUGUACUAUACUAAAAUGAAUCUAGAAGACAUGUACACUACUCUGCGCAGUGCGAGCGGGGGAAACGGCGCUAAGUAUGAAAUACUCCAAAAGUGGUUUGAAAUUUCCAAAAUCAUAGACGGGAGGUUAAUUUCCCGAGAGUUCUUCACACUAUCCUACGAGAGGCUGUGUCCUAGCCGGGAGGAGCUGAGUUUGGUGCAGUUUGUGCAACUCAUAGGGAUUUUAACUAGACAAUCGAAACUGGAGGUGGAAGUGUUUUUGGCGCUCUUUGAAACUGUAAGUCAAGCCAAAAUCGUAGAUGGUGUCAAAAUAACUGAGGAGAAUGCCCGCAAGCUGUUUGAUGACGUCAAAGACAAGCACAACGUCGAGAUAGAGAAGUUCAAGCAGGCCAUAGCCACGCUGGCGGCGGAGCAGAAGACCAACGUGGAGGCCUAUACCAAGACCCUCGCUAAGGAGGGGGAGAAGUUCUUCCGGGCAGCCAGCGCUGCAGCCGGCGCGGCUGCGAAGGCAGCAACGGGUGCCGCCAGCAGCGCCUUCAAAGAGGCCAUGGAGAAAAAAUAAAUGUAUAACGAGACGAAUUUUAA
Molecule: messenger RNA, 623 nt
Organism: Pararge aegeria (speckled wood butterfly)
Lineage: Eukaryota; Metazoa; Arthropoda; Insecta; Lepidoptera; Nymphalidae
Exons: 3
Coding region: 55-600 (181 amino acids)
Source: RefSeq, a predicted model, not a curated record